GAGGAUACGCUGGAGGAGUGUCCGCACUUCGGAUGGGGACGCCACUUCUGCGGCCACGAGCGGGACGUGGGAGUGACCUGCACAGGUGAGGGGACACGCUGGCUGUGCUGGGCCAGCCACCUUGUGCUGGUGCACCGUGGGCAGGUCUGAGGUGAGGCGGUGUCCCUGUGCAGAUGCCGUGGAGCUGAGGCUGGCGGGCGGCAGCAGUCCCUGUGCCGGGAGGGUGGAAAUGAAGCUGCAGGGACAGUGGGGCUCGGUGACAGAUGACACCUGGGACCUGAAGGACGCCGAGGUGGUUUGCCAGCAUGUGGGCUGUGGCUCGGCUUCCGGUGCCUACUACGCCCUUGACACCUUCGGUUUAGGUGUUGGGCUCAUCAGCCUGGCCCUGGUGGACUGCAGUGGGAACGAGGCUACACUCUUGGACUGCAAAAUCCGUGGCUGGGGACCCUAUAACAGCAGCAUUCAUGACUUGGACAUUGCCGUUUUCUGCCAAGGGUUCUCCCGGCUAGUCGGAGGUGAUGGAGCCUGUGCCGGGCGUCUGGAGGUGCGUCAGGGCCGGGCCUGGGUCGGUGUCUGUGAGGAUCAGGUGGACAUGAAGGCGGCUCAGGUGGUGUGCAGAGAGCUGGGCUGCGGUGACGUGCUCGCCAUCCCUGGCCAUGCUGGAUUUGGGAGAGGAUCAGGAUCAUUCUUGGACAGGGGCUUCCAGUGCAAUGGCAGCGAGCCCCUCCUCAGUGCCUGUGCCCGGCGUCCGGCCCACAGGCAGGGCUGCACCGGCCCUGCCAGCGUCACCUGCUCGUCCUACACGGGCUUCCGGCUGGGCAACAGCAGCUCGGGAUGCUCCGGGCGAGUGGAGGUGGCGGUGCGGGGCACGUGGGGAUCCGUCUGCGCCAGCGAGUGGGACCUGGCCGACGCGCACGUCCUGUGCCGCCAGCUGGGCUGCGGCCGCGCCUUCAGCGUGCCCCCGGGAGGCUCCUUCGGCAGCGGGGAGGGGCCGCUGCGGCCGGACGCCUUCGGCUGCAGCGGGAGCGAGCGGCACCCGGGCGAGUGCCCCGUGGCCGUGCUGGGGAAGCCGCCCUGUGCGCCGGGAAACGCCGCCGCCGUCAACUGCUCAGGCAGUGCCGAGUCCCUGCGGCUGGUGGAAGGUGAGACCCGGUGCGAUGGGUUUCUGGAGAUGGCCGUAAGCACCGGGGCGUGGCACCGUGUACCAGGAGAGGUUUCGCCCGUACGGAAUUUCAGCAAAGUGUGCUGGGAGCUGGGCUGUGGAGGACUGGACAGGACUGAUGCUGUCCAUGGUCAGAUCUACCUGUCGGAUGUCAACACGACGGAGAGGCCCAUGACAGAACGGGUGAUUCCAACCAUCAUGGAUACGACCCCCAAUGUGACCACAGGGACAAUUAGCGAUGAUAAUUUUGGGAAUGAAAGGGAGUUUGUUACGACUACAGCAGCUGACAUCCCUCAUGGGAGCUACACUGUGUGCUCAGGCAGCCGGCAGGUGAGGCUGGUGGGGAGCUCUGGGCGCUGUGCCGGGCGCGUGGAGGUCUAUUCCGGUGGCAGCUGGAGCUCCGUGUGCCAGGAAGGCUGGGACCUGCAGGACGCCGCCGUUGUCUGCCGGCAGCUGGGCUGUGGCAGGGCACUGGAUGCGCCGAGCUCGGCGCGCUCAGGUGCCGUCCCGGGGCCGCUGUGGCCGUACAUCCCCGACUGCUCCGGGUCCGAGGAGUCUCUCUGGGAAUGCGGGCGCACGGAACGGCGCCAGUGCGGGCGCGGCGGCGGGGCAGGGGCCGUCUGCUCAGAGCAGCUCCUCGUGCAGCUGGCAGGAGGCCACGGGCGCUGCCGGGGCUACCUGGAGGUGUCCUACAACGGCACCUGGGGCCGCGUGUGCGCCAGUGGCACCAGCAGCGGCACCGCCGCUGCCGUCUGCCGCCAGCUGGGCUGUGGGGACCAGGGCUCGCUCUCGCCUGUCCCCUCCCAGCAGCUACCCCUUGCGUGGCUGGCCUGGGUGGGCUGUGAGGACGGGGCCCGCUCGCUCUGGGGCUGCCCCUCGGCCCCCUGGCACCUGCAGAGCUGUGGCACCGACGGGUACGCACAAGUGGAGUGUGAGGAGGACAGUGACGGCACCUCUGAUGGACACAGCGCCCCAUAUCCAGAGGGUGCCACCAGCACAGGUGUCCCCAGCAGAACGCCCUCAGCAGUGGCCCUGGGGACUGUGCCUGUGCCCACUGUGCUGUGCGUGGUGCUGGGGACGCUGCUGUGCCUGUCUCUGGGUGCCCUGGCCCUGCUGCUGUGCCGUGCCCGUGCCCGACGCCGAGGCCCUGGCAAAGCUGCAGAUGCCACCUCCAAUGCUAUUUACGAGGAGCUGGAUUACAAAGCCAUGCCAGAGUACCAGGAGGUGCCCACUCCCCCAGGUUCCCUGUCGGAGGGAUGGGUGAAGAAGCUGCCGUAUUACACCGGGGACAGCGUGGAGGGGAGUGACUCCGAGGCAGCGCCAGAUCCCCCUGCCCAGCCCGAGCAAGGAAGCCCGGAUGGCUACGACGAUGCCCUGGAUGUGCCACAGGAGCCCCCUGCUCCCAGCACGGGGGACAUCUCUGAGGGAGUGGCACGGCAGAAGUGGAUCUGUGUCCUCCCCACAGGUGGGAUCUCGUCCCCUCCAAGUCACCCAGGAGCCACCAGGGACCCCACGGAUCAGCCCCCUGGGCACAUGGACUAUGAUGAUGUGGGCUGCGGCGCCCUGGGGACACUGCCAUGAGGAUGUCCUGGCCAUGCCACAGCCCUGGGGACACGUGUGUGGCAGUGUGGUGGGGCCCUGCCCAUGGAAGUCAGCCCUCGCUGUCCAGCACUGCAGGAAAGCAGCUCCUGUGUAGGGAUUUUCUUUGAUUUCAGUGUGAAUUUCCCUUUUUUCCUAUUAAAAUCCAAACUGGUCAGAGACUCAC
Messenger RNA from Vidua macroura (Pin-tailed whydah), 2927 nucleotides. RefSeq names its product antigen WC1.1-like. Bases 230 to 2743 code for a protein of 837 amino acids. The transcript is spliced from 11 exons. Gene Ontology annotation, cellular component: membrane. The record is from RefSeq and is a predicted model, not a curated record. Lineage: Eukaryota; Metazoa; Chordata; Aves; Passeriformes; Viduidae.